AUGGCGACCCGGCGCGUCCUCGAUGGCGUCGCCUCCUUGAGCAGCAUGGUGCACAAGUUCCAGGGAGGCGAUGAUUUCGCCAGUACUCCAUCCAGAGAACAGGCCAAAGCUAAAGCGGCCAAGAGAGAGGCCGCUUUCGACGCUCGUAAAGACGACGAUUCGUCGUCAUCGGAAAGCAAAAGUGACAGUGAAGAUGACGCGCCCGUUGAUCCGGCCUUCUUCGACCGCCUUAACGGCAACUUGAAGCCUUCGACCCCCACCAUUGCCCGGCGCGCAGGCAUCACCCCGUCCAAGCGCAACCCUCGCAGCAAGGAUGACGAGGUCGCCGACAGUGACGCCGAACGCGACAAGAAGAAGAACAAUGAUAGCAAGAAGGGGCCCGACAAGUUCGCCAAGUCCAAUGAGCGUGUCACUGCAUCUGAUGACGAGACUUCUGAAGAUUCUUCUUCCGACUCGAGCGAUAGUGAAAGUGAAAGCGAAUCGCCCACCAAGAAGGCAACGACUAAGGAAGCAGAGGAGUCGUCAUCCUCGUCUAGCGAGUCGGAGAGCGGUUCCGAAAGCGAUUCGGAGGGUGAUUCGGAGAGCGAAACAGAUAGUGAAGAGGACGCAGACUCGAAACGCAUGGCCAAGUCUCUGAUGAACGGCAAGAAAUCUGCUGCUGCUCCUCCUGCUGCUCCUGUUGCUGCCAAACCAUCGGCUUCGACCUCAACUUCGACCUCUGCUACUACCUCCACCUCCACCUCCGAUAGCACUAGCGAUAGUGACGAAAGUGAGGAGGAGGCCCCGCCGGCAUCACAGAAGAAGGUCGCCAGCACUUCCGCGAAGACGAAGACUCCACAAAGCAGCGGCAAGGAGCGCCGGAAGGACCAGGCCCCUGAAUCUGACCACGAGGAGACCGACGAGGCACUUGCUGUGGUUGAGUCGCGCGAUGAAACACGUCUUCGUGCCCCAGGUUUCGAGGGAAAAGACUUCGUACUCCGGGCCGUGCAAGGGGACGAGGAUGGCAAGGAUGUCACCGAAUUCUUCAACCGUGCGAGAAUGGAAGGCAAACAGCUCUGGUACUUCACCGCGCCAGCUUCGAUUCCCAUCAACGUCAUCGAGAAGAUCGAAAUCCCCAUGGACAAGGCGCGGAAUGGAGACCCCGUCCUGGAGCACGAUGGCGCCUCUUACGGCGUCAAUCUAUCAGACAAUGCGAACGCGACCUACCAGGUUCUCAUUCCCAACAAAAAGGGCACGCGAUACGAAGCUGUAUCCCACAACGUGGACCAGGUCAUGCAAUUCAAGCGCAUCAUUCAGAUCCCCGGCCCAGAGGAUGCCACAGCCGCCCCGCUACCUUUGCCCCCGAGUCGAAAACCCCGCCCGCAGCCCAAAGGUCUCCAGGCUCGCUAUCGCCCCAUUGGUGUGCCUCCUGGCGAGUCCAUGGGGACCCUAGGAUCUGAUUCUGAUGCGGAGCAAGAGGAUAUCGAGAUGGCUCAGGCCCCUCCCCUGCCUUCUCCGACCAAGGAAUCGAAGAAGGACUCGGAGAAGAGCAAGAAGAGGCGACGUGAUAAUGGCGAGGCACCGGCAUCUAACGGGGAGGUUGUGUCCACGCCCAUUCGAAAGGACUCGGCAGCAGUCCCUAGCGCUUCGACCAAGAAACCCUCCAAGCGCAAGCUCGCAGACGACGAAGACGAAGAGGCUGUAUCGGCUCAGCUGAUCAAGGAAGGUCUUUCUGCCGAGAAGAAGCAAAAGAAGAGACAGAAGCGCGUGCGGGAUGGCGAAGAUGCGCCGCCUCCAUCCGCCAGCAAGUCGACGCCCGUUCUGCCUCCCACAGUGCCUUCCUCGAUGAAGAAGAGCGCCGUCGUUCACACCACCGAGGGGAGCCCGACGCCCCAGGCGGAGGCGGCCCCGUCCACGAAAUCGAAGAAGAGCAAGAGGGUCUCGUUCAGUGCCGAUGCCACUCUCGCCACUACCGCCGACGCUCCCAAGGAAAGUCCCGUUCCCCUUCCCGUGAACGGACGCCAACAAUCCGCGGUGCCUGUGCCUCAAAUACCGCACGUCAAGCGCUCCUCUCCAUUAGCGACCGAAUCUACUCCAAAGCCAUCGAAGAAGAAGAGGAGCAAGGAAGGCGGUGCCGCGCCGUCUUCUUCGCAGAGCUCGAUCCCACCCGCGAAGCAGACGCCCAUUUUGCCCCCCACAGUAAGACGAAUGAAGAAAUAG
This is a messenger RNA of Sodiomyces alkalinus F11, 2199 nucleotides long. RefSeq lists its product as hypothetical. Gene Ontology annotation, biological process: transcription by RNA polymerase I. The record is from RefSeq and is a predicted model, not a curated record. The transcript is spliced from 2 exons. Lineage: Eukaryota; Fungi; Ascomycota; Sordariomycetes; Glomerellales; Plectosphaerellaceae. The coding region runs from base 1 to 2199 and encodes 732 amino acids.